AUGACCAGGAGCACAAGUUCUCGCAUGGAGUCGGAGAGCUGGAUGCCAUGGAUCUCCUCCAGCACCAGCUAUUACCAAAAGCAGGAGGAGAAUGAGACGGGACAAAAACAGUGCCAUGGGCAGGAGAUUCCUUUCGAGCGGCUACGCGCCAAGAAGCUGCUUGGGGAAGGAGGCUUCGGCCGCGUCACUCUGGUAGAGGACACUCUGCUUCAGGGGGAGAUGUACGCGCUGAAGAGGAUGUCGAAACGCCUCCUGGAGGAGGAGGACAUGACGAGGCGGGUCGUCGCAGAGAAGGAGAUGAUGUGCCUCAACGUCAGCCCCUUCGUGAUCACCUUUUUCAGGUCCUUCAAGGACGAGCACUUCGUGUACUUCCUGAUGGAGCCUGUACUCGGGGGGCACCUUCUGCAGGCCAAGGACAACAUGCCCGAGAUCUUCUGCAGGGACUCCCCGCGCGGCUCUGCCACGUGCUUCUACGCCGCCUGCAUCACGACCGCACUCGAGCACCUCCACGGGCACCACAUCCUGUACCGAGACAUGAAGUGCGAGAACGUGCUGAUUGAUGCGAGAGGCUACGCCAAGGUUUGCGAUCUGGGCUUCGCCCGCUUCUGCCUGAACAGGUGCAGCACCUUUCUCGGGACUCCGGCAUACAUGGCACCAGAAAUGAUUGACAAACCGCACAAGCACGACUUCAUGGUGGACUGGUGGGCCCUUGGUACCGUCGUCUUCGAGCUGCUGACUGGCAAGACACCGUUCGACGACGAGGGCGUCGACGAGGACGACCCGUGGAACCUGGUGAAGGCCAUACGGCGAAGCCAGGACAAGCCGCUCAACGAACAGGCGGUGCCCCGGGACAUCAAUCAGAUCGCGAGGAGCUUCUUCAGGGAGCUGCUCGUGGUGAGCCCCAGCAGGAGGCUGGGCCACCGGGGCGCCGAGCAGGUCAAGACGCACCCGUGGUUCAGGAGCCUGAAGUUCGACUUCGACGCGCUGCUCGCGCAGCGGCUCAGGCCCCCCUUCUGCCCAGACAUCUCCUACGAGGACGACGGCUCCCUGGCAGAGGAGGCCGCGUACCCCGGCUCUGCCGGCGGCCUCGACGGGGCGCCCGACCCCCACGGCCUCCAGAGGAAGCCCACCGGUACGCUGUGCGGUUGGGAGGAGCACUUCUGA
Messenger RNA from Prorocentrum cordatum, 1164 nucleotides. The record is from the annotation of a GenBank genome assembly. Lineage: Eukaryota; Dinophyceae; Prorocentrales; Prorocentraceae.